This is a messenger RNA of Dichomitus squalens LYAD-421 SS1, 2091 nucleotides long. RefSeq names its product FAD/NAD(P)-binding domain-containing protein. Lineage: Eukaryota; Fungi; Basidiomycota; Agaricomycetes; Polyporales; Polyporaceae. Bases 512 to 1864 code for a protein of 450 amino acids. Gene Ontology annotation, biological process: secondary metabolite biosynthetic process. The transcript is spliced from 9 exons. The record is from RefSeq and is a predicted model, not a curated record. Gene Ontology annotation, molecular function: FAD binding.
GAGACUAUGCAGAAGUCGCGACAAUAAACACCAAGGGUUGACGGUUCGUUCCAGGAUUUACAGCCAGCGUUGCAGCUGACAUGGUCUGCUGGCAAGCUACACACCCGCUCAUCGCCUGUGGUCAGACAACGUCCAUCAAAACCUUGCGCAGCCCGUGUGAAGGAGAUUCGCACAAUUGUCAUGCCUGGUCCUUCUAUCGAUACAACAACGGCGACAAGCUUUGCAAUCUACACUUCUCUUUAGUCCACAUUGUUCUAGAGCUGCGGGUCCGUUACCCCAAGGUAGAUAUAUUCUAUCAUUUGAUUCGAGGAACAGCACAUGUGCGUGGGCCGCCGCGCUAUCGUGCUGACUAUCCCUCGCUCAGGGCUGAUUUGCCGAUCUUCCACUGCGUCGGACGCGGACAACGGGUUUACGGCUGACAUCAGAAGAACGGCGGACUCUUACGCAUAUAUAAAGGAGCCUCCGUGCUCCCAAGCUGGCGCAAACCUCAAGUCGCACAGAUUUCGAUACUAUGUCCCAGGUCGACAGUCAACCCAAAUUCCGUGUCGCCAUCAUCGGCGGAGGCAUGGGAGGCCUCGUCCUCGGAUUAUGCCUCAAGAAAUACGCGCCAGAUGUAGACUACGACAUCUAUGAGUCUGCGGCAGAACUCACAGAGGUUGGGGCAGGCGUCGGGAUGUCCCCCCGUAUCUGGACCAUCAUGCAGGAACUUGGGCUGGAAGACGAGCUCCUUACGAUUACCGGCGUACAAGGCCAAGGUGGUGGUGCCAUUCUACGAUUGGUCAAGGGCGACGAACAAGAACUCAUCGACAUCACUCAGCAAAACCAGCUUCACACCUUUCACCGAUCCAUGCUGCAACAGCUUCUGGCCAAGCAUCUCGACGCGGGCGACAAGAUCCACUUUUCCAAACGCCUCGUCUCAUAUUCGGAGCCGUCAUCAACGGUCGACCCCAUCGUGCUGAACUUCAAGGACGGGACAACAGCGACGUGCGAUCUGGUCAUCGGCAGCGACGGCGUCCGUUCGGCCGUUCGGCGGACCAUGUUCAGUACUUUCGCGGACGAAGCGGAGAAGAACGGAAAAACAGAGGAAGCCUCGAAGCUACGCGCCAUGGUGGAGCCAGUCUGGACUGGUGAGGUCGCGUAUCGGGGGUUGACACCGGCGAGUGCGCUCUCAGAGGACCUCGUGAAAUUCACGUCUUCGCUUCAAAUCUUUGUCGGAAAGAACAGGGACGCGGUCAUAUACCCUGUAUCCGGUGGGAAGAUCAUCAAUGUCCUCGGCGUUGUCUACACACCUGGGUCAGGCACUGUGUAUGAUGGGCCGUGGGUCGAAACUUCCACCUCGGACGAAGUUGGGAAGCUCUUCGAUGGGUGGGAGCCAAAGGUUUUGGCUGUCCUCAAAUCGGUGGGACAUCCACUAUGCUGGGCAAUGCACACAACGCGGAAGCUGCCUACCUAUGUCAAGGGGAGGGCAGCGCUCAUAGGCGAUGCUGCACAUGCCAUGCUCCCUCAUCAGGGCGCUGGUGUAGGACAGGCGUUUGAGGAUGGAUACAUUCUCGCCACCAUUCUCUCUCAUUCGUCCGUCAAGUUGAGCAACGCUGCAGAGGCUCUGAAGAUCUACGACGACGUCCGCAGACCCUUCUCGCAGAAAGUUCAACAAGGCUCGGAGGACAACGCGAAGAGGUACCAGCUGAGAACGGAUGAUUGGGAGGACGUGACAUUGGAAGACAGCAAGGCGGGUCAAUAUGACCACGCGAAGCUGGACGUGCUUGCGAAGGAAUUCAUGCAUCAAAUGCAAUGGUCGUUUGACUCUAGUAUCCUCGGGGAUCGUGAUCAAGUCGAAGAAAAACUUCGGGUACUAUCUGUAUGAUGUAUCUUUUCUCCCGCUGUCCAACUUGUUAAGGACAUCGUCCAUCUGUUUGCUUUCCUUUCUCUAUUACCUUCAGCGAUCAGAACCAAACGUACUGUAGGGCUAUUACAGUUGUAGAGAUAAGUACAACGAACUCCAUGGUACCAGCUCAGGUUCUUGUGGGCAUGACCACCGCUAGCGUAGUUCUUGCCAUGGAUGUAAAUCUGGGUCCAUCUGUCUCUGGUCAU